Messenger RNA from Zeugodacus cucurbitae (melon fly), 3307 nucleotides. It is a transcript of the gene rec, whose product is annotated as DNA replication licensing factor REC. Gene Ontology annotation, molecular function: ATP binding; single-stranded DNA binding; single-stranded DNA helicase activity. The coding region runs from base 122 to 2713 and encodes 863 amino acids. NCBI's taxonomy places the organism in Eukaryota, Metazoa, Arthropoda, Insecta, Diptera, Tephritidae. The record is from RefSeq and is a predicted model, not a curated record. The transcript has 5 exons. Gene Ontology annotation, cellular component: nucleus; MCM complex.
CAUUUACGUGUUUCUAAUAAUCUGGUAAUACUAUUGUUUAUAAGAUUAUAAAUUGCAAACGCGGGAUAAUAAAAUUUUUAAAUUGUUUCAUGUGAAAAGCAUUUAUUUAAAGUGUAAGACAAUGAAUCCGUCGACUACGCGGCCUACAGGACGAUUUAUACGUGGUCGUGGGCGAGGUGGUGGUGCUUAUCGGCCCUAUUUUUAUUUUCGUCGCAACGGACGUACGAUACCAGCAGGUGGGGGUGGUAAUACCAAUGCAGCGGCUCGGGCAAAUUUCUCAGGAUGUCGUGGUCAAGGACGUGGUGCAACGCAUAAUAAUUAUUAUACACAUCCACCCAAUGUUAUAUUAGAUUCCACUUUUCUGCGACCAGAGUGUUAUGCAGCUCCUGAUGAUAGUCAUCAAGCAGUGCAAAGCUAUCGAGCUGAUAUGCCGCUGCCAUGUCCCGGCUGGUAUUUAUAUUUCCCGCAAGAACCAUAUAAAGAAGAAUCGACGUUAGCACAGCGUAUUAAAGCAGUUGAAGAGCAUUAUACAAAGAAUCAGAACUCUUAUGAUUUGAAACAAAUACAGCAAGACAAGUGGUUUAAAUUAGAUGCAAUACAUGUUUGUGACGACAAGGUGCUUAUUAACGUUUGGCCUCAGCUGAAAGAGGAUAUGCUGGAGCGUGCGCAACGUACUUUAGCUACAUUUGCCGUUGCCAUGCACAAGGUAUUAACUAUGGAUGCUGUUAAUAGUGCCACAAGUCAGCAGGCGUGCGAUAAAAACGUUUAUGUGCCCCGUUGUACUUUACCACGAAAGAUAUACGUUCGACCGCACGGAUUUGCAGAAAUUAAUCUAAUUUCUGAUUUGGAUAGAUCCCUGUUAGGGAGCUUAUGUACAGUUCGCGGUGUGGUGUCUGCCAUAGGGAUAGUCGAAGCGGCAGCAUCGUGGAUUGCAUACCAAUGUCCACGUUGUAAGCAGGAGCAAUCAAUGAAACAAAACGGGUUUUACAUAUCUCGACCGUAUAACUGUAAAAAAGAAGGUUGUCGUGCGAAAAAGAAUUUUAUAGAACAACGUUCGUCACCUUUCACGCGCAUAACGCCACAACAAAUCGUACAACUUCAAGAAAGCAAUAUACAAGCGCCUCUUGAUAGAGAAUUUGAUUCUUCUAACACGCUGGAUGUCGAGUUAAGAUACGACUUGGUCGAUACGCUUGUAACGGGUGAAGAGGUAAUUAUUUGUGGCGUAAUUAAAAUACGUACAUUGGACGACGAGCAAAAUACAAAUCCAAGUUCCUCUGUAUAUACAAGUCAAAUAUAUAUGAAAGCGGUUUCCAUACACAAAGCGAAACAUUCCGGACACAUAUUUACUCAACGAGACAUGGAUGCAAUUUCUAUGAUAAAUUCCGAGCCCGAUAGUUUUAAACUGCUAUCACAUUCAGUGGCGCCUGAAUUACAUGGUGAAGAAAUAGUGAAAGCAGGUGUCUUGCUAUCACUUUUUGGCGGCGCUGGCUCACAAAUACAUGACGAAGCGGAGAUUAACGUCUUAUUAGUUGGUGAUCCUGGUAUUGGUAAAUCCCAUUUACUAGAAAUGUGUGCUAAAAUUUCAGAUAGAGGCACUUACCUCAGUGGUAAACAUUGGUCUCCCGCUACACAAUCAUUGACGAGCGCCCUACAAGGUCGUACAAGUCACAUUCUCACCUCAGGCGCACUCACUAUUUCCAAAACGGGUCACUGUGCAAUCGAUGACAUUGAUCGCUUAGCUCCACAACAAGACAUUUUACUGCAGAUAAUGCAAUCGAAAAUCGUUUCACUACCCUUUCAUAAUUUAUAUGCAACUAUGUCAAUGCCGACCUCGCUUAUUGCUGCUGCAAAUUCGCUACAUGGACACUACGAUCACUCCCGACCACUCACCGAAAACUCACGUUUGAGUACUGCACUGCUUCAGCAUUUUCACUUGGUAUUUCUACUAUUGGAUAAAUCUAACAAAGAUUUGGACACCUCAUUAACUGACCACAUAAAAGCAAUACAUGAUGGUAUAAAGAAAAAUACAGCAAUCGCCGAGCGCUUCGAUAGAAAACCCAAAACGAAUAAUUCCAUGAAUUUAUCCGUGAACGAUGAUGAAUUGGAUGAUGAGCAAUAUGAUUUAAGUGUACGUUUAAAAUUAAAAAUUGAUAUUUGUGGAGAAGAGGAAUUGGAUUUGUUGCCGCCCAUACUGCUGAAGAAAUUCAUAGCAUAUGCGCGCCAACGCUUGCGUCCUUUAUUGAAUGAUGAAGCUGCCGAAGCGCUCAAGUCUUUUUAUAUGAGCUUACGUGAUAAAACAGGCGAAGAGCAACGUUGCAAUGUAACGACAAGCCACCUAGCGGGUCUAAUAUGUCUUUCGCAAGCGCGUGCGCGUGUCGAUUUCGCAGAAGUGGUUACUAAACUUCACGUACGUGACGUGCUCUGUAUUGUACGUCACAGUAUAGCCGAUACUACGUUGAGCGAUUAUGUCGAUAGAAAUCCCGCAACGACUACAGCGCCCACCAGUCAACGUGGUACGGUAAAGAAAUUCAUACAAAUGCUGGAGUUGCGUGCCAAAGCAUUGGGUCGGUGCAUGUUCAACUAUGAUGAAAUCAAGGAUAUGGCCGGACAAGCGGGUAUCGCGUGUGGCGUUAGCAAUUUGGUGGAAAUAGCCAAUUUACAAGGUUAUCUGCUGAAGAAGGGACCAAAUGUGUACGAAGUGAUGAUCGAUUAGUUGUUAAGGUUAAUAUAUGAAGUAUAUUGGUUUAUGUUAAGGUUUUAUACGCUGUGUAAAAACAAUUUAAGAUUAUGUUUUUUGUAAAUCAUUGUCUAUGUGAAUAUAAUACAAUUCAAAGCAAAAUUUGUUUUAUUAUUAAGAUUUAUAAAACACAACUAUCUGAAAACGCUAAUAAUCGAAUGAAGGAAUUGCAUUUGAAAAGAUUGAAAUCCAAACUAAAAAUGCAAUAUAAUAAAGUAAAGCAAGAAAACACAUUCCACUAAAAAUUGUUUGAUCAACGCUCUCGAGUUGACAGUUCUUGGUCAGUACAAACCUGAUUCGUUCCAGUUAAGGUAAGCUAAAACUUAUUUUCUUCAAAUUAUUAAACAAAAUACAUUUUUUUUUUUUAAUUUUUAAAUAUAUUUUUUAUAUUCAUCGGAAAUACAUACACAUAUAUAUAUUAUCCUUGCGUCUUUUAAAUAUUUGAAUACAAUAUCAACUUAUCAAUGCAUUCCUUUGCAUAAAUGUUACACAUGUGAAGUAGGUAUAAUUUAUUUUACUUAAUAAUAAGAGUACAAUGUCUUUUAUGCUACAUCGCUUUAAAUUAACUAU